Molecule: messenger RNA, 567 nt
Organism: Capsella rubella
Lineage: Eukaryota; Viridiplantae; Streptophyta; Magnoliopsida; Brassicales; Brassicaceae
Product: lamin-like protein
Exons: 2
Coding region: 12-467 (151 amino acids)
Cellular component (GO): plasma membrane
Molecular function (GO): electron transfer activity
Source: RefSeq, a predicted model, not a curated record
CGUCUAGUUGAAUGAGAGAGAGAGAGAGUUUUGUUAGAGAGACAAUGGCUAGAUCAACGGUGGUCAUUGCGGCGGCUGUACUAGCUUUUCUUGCGGUGGUUCCGGUACCGGAAGUGACGGCAAAGAAAUACUUAGUCGGUGACAAAAACUUCUGGAACCCAAACAUUAACUAUGCCACAUGGGUUCAAGGCAAACAUUUCUACCUCGGAGACUGGCUUUAUUUCGUGUUCUAUAGAGAUCAACACAACAUUCUUGAAGUGAGCAAGAGUGACUAUGAUAGAUGUAUCUCAAACCAUCCACUAAGAAACUAUACACGUGGAGCUGGGAGAGACAUUGUGCCUCUCAAUGAGACCAGAGCUUAUUAUCUACUUGAUGGAAGAGGUGGUUGCUUUCAUGGCAUGAAGCUAAGUGUUACUGUUGAAGGUCCUCCUCCUCCUUCUCCUCCUCCUCCUCCAGCAUCAAUGUAAAACUAUACUAUGUAUUUGUCUCUAAGCCUUGUUUUUUGGAUUACAAAACCUUGAUUUGGUAUUAAGACAACUUGUUGUAAUGCUAUGUUACGUUUCCCGA